This is a messenger RNA of Chinchilla lanigera (long-tailed chinchilla), 2613 nucleotides long. RefSeq names its product EF-hand calcium binding domain 14 (gene Efcab14). Gene Ontology annotation, molecular function: calcium ion binding. Lineage: Eukaryota; Metazoa; Chordata; Mammalia; Rodentia; Chinchillidae. The coding region runs from base 955 to 2442 and encodes 495 amino acids. The record is from RefSeq and is a predicted model, not a curated record. The transcript has 11 exons.
GGCGGCGCCGGCGGCAGCUGCCAAAGGGGAAGUGAGCAGUGGCCGGAGCGAUGGCCCGGGUCUGGAGCCCGCGGCCGCCGCCGCCACCAGCUCGUCGGGAGCGGCCAGAGCCGGAGUAGGGCCCGGAAUCGCAGCUGCAGUGGAAGCUGCGUAUGUGAGUUGCCGAAGUCGCCCUUCCAGACACCUCAAACUCAGAGGGAACGCUUGAGGAGGGCAGAGUGGCAAUCGCCCCUUCAGCAACCGCCCCCCCCCAGGCCCGGACUGCAGGGCUGGGGUCUCCCAGGAGCGGGACCGGCUCGUCUCAGGCCGAGACCUCCGAGCCGAGCUCCUUCAAACUCAGGACGGAAGCCAGAGAACGGUGAUCAUCCCUAACCCCAACUGGCUUCCUAGCCCGGGCAUUUUCUCCACGCCGGCAGUGUCCGGGUUGUAGCGGCUAGGCGACACACACCGCUGCCACCUCUGUCUUACUCUUCAUUGCUCUCCCUUCUCCCAUUCAAGAAUAAGUUUCUUUUUUGUUGUUGUUGAAAAUCCUGUCCCAGAGGUCCAAAGUACGUAUCCUGUGCGCUCCCUAGCUUCUAGAUCACUGUUGAAAAUAUUGUUGAACUUAACAAAGCUCCGAACCUUUCGUUCCUCGCUUAGCUUUUUUGUGCUCUUUUACCCUUUCUACACUCUUAGCUGACACUCCAUGCCCAGGGCUUUAUCCGUUUCAAUCGCCAACUCCUUGGCGAUCUCUAUGUGACUUCCCCCACUCAUCUGAGCUCCAGUUUCCUCUGGGCUCCCGUCUCCAGCUCCCAGCGGAUCUGGUCAGUCCCACCCGCGGGUGGGAGUGGCCGCGGGGGCUCUGGCCCAGGAUUUCCCACCCUGGAAGGCAGCUCCAAGGCAGCAAGAGAACUGGGCGUCGGGUACGAACCUGGCAGCUCAGGAGUGGGCGCUCCACUAACGCCACACAAGAAGAUGAAAAAGCGAAAAGAGCUCAAUGCCUUGAUCGGUUUGGGUGGAGACAGCCGGAGAAAGAAGCCCAAGAAAAACUCCAGCAGCCACCGCCUGCUUCGAACUGAGCCUCCUGACUCAGACUCCGAGUCCAGCUCAGAGGAGGAAGAGGAAUUUGAUGGAGUUGGAAAUCGCUCACGUUUUGUCAAGGGAGACUAUUUACGAUGCUGCAAGAUCUGUUAUCCCCUCUGUGCUUUUGUCAUCCUUGCGGCCUGUGUUGUGGCCUGUGUUGGCUUGGUGUGGAUGCAAAUUGCUCUCAAGGAGGAUCUGGAUGCCCUCAAGGAAAAAUUUAGAACAAUGGAAUCUAACCAGAAAAGCUCAUUCCAGGAAAUCCCCAAACUUAAUGAAGAACUUCUCAGCAAACAAAAACAACUUGAGAAGAUAGAAUCUGGAGACCUGGGCUUAAACAAACUCUGGAUUAACAUCACAGAAAUGAAUAAGCAGAUUUUUCAGUUGACUUCUGCAGUAAACCACCUCAAAGCCAAUGUCAAGUCAGCUGCAGACCUAAUUAGCCUGCCCAAUACCGUUGAGGGACUUCAGAAGAGUGUGGCUUCCAUUGGUAAUACUCUGAACAGCGUGCAUCUUGCUGUGGAGACAAUACAGAAAACUGUAGACGAACACAAAAAAACCAUGGAAUUACUGCAGAGUGAUAUGAAUCAGCACUUCUCGAAGGAGACCAACAGAAGCAACCAGAUCAUUCCAACACCUUCAGCUACAUCAGAACUUGACAAUAAAACCCACAGUGAGAAUUUGAAACAGGAUAUCCUGUACCUUCAUAACUCUGUAGAAGAAGUAAAUAGUGCCCUAAUGGUGUACCAGAGACAGAAUGAUCUUAAGGUCAAGGGAAUGAAUGAAACACUCAGUAAUGUUACCAAAAGAGUCAACCUGAUAGAAAGUGAUAUGGUUGCUCUGACCAAGAUAGAAAAGAGAGCAAACCUGACCUCCAGCAUGAUGGGCAAUAGGGCUGCUACUCUGAAACGAGAAUCUUUGGAUCAAGUAACCAACAGAACUGAUACCAUAAAAACCCAAAUCAUAAAGAAAGAAGAUAGUUCAAAUUCUCAGGUAUCCAAGCUACGAGAGAAGCUGCAGCUGAUCAGUGCUCUCACAAACAAACCCGAGAGCAACAGGCCUCCCGAGACUGCAGACGAAGGGCAAGUUCAGAGUUUCACAUCAAAGCCAUCAUCAUUGCCAAAAUUUUCACAAUUUCUUGGAGACCAAAUUGAGAAAGCUGCCCAACUAAGACCUAUCUCCCUACCAGGAAUUUCUAGCAUUGAAGAUCUUCAGGACUUAUUCCACAAGACUGGCCAGGAUGUGGACGGGAAGCUGACCUACGAGGAAAUCCGGAACUCCCUAGGUUCUGCCAUACCAGAACCAAAGAAUUUGAGAGCAUUUGAUUCCAAUGGAGAUGGAAGAUACUCGUUCCUAGAGCUAAGAGUAGCUUUAGGUGUCUAAAUGUAUCAGGCAUAUUUUAGAAAUAGAUGUACACUCUGGACAACCUAGAAUCUACUUGUCUAACAAAAACAACUUUUACUUACCCGUCAGCCCUCCAGUCCUCCAAACUACUGUAGCAGACACAUUGCCACCUUUUAACUUGUUUGAAAAAGGUAUAUAAAGUUAUUUUUU